Messenger RNA from Bombina bombina (fire-bellied toad), 9032 nucleotides. RefSeq names its product otogelin like (gene OTOGL). The transcript is spliced from 54 exons. Gene Ontology annotation, biological process: L-arabinose metabolic process. Gene Ontology annotation, cellular component: extracellular matrix. Lineage: Eukaryota; Metazoa; Chordata; Amphibia; Anura; Bombinatoridae. Gene Ontology annotation, molecular function: protein binding; alpha-L-arabinofuranosidase activity. The coding region runs from base 1 to 8946 and encodes 2981 amino acids. The record is from RefSeq and is a predicted model, not a curated record.
AUGACCCUUCAUGCCUGCGGCUUGCACCUUAUUUCUAUUGACAAGACACCUUUUGUUUUAUCCAGCACAACUUUUAUAACAUAUUAUAGAGACUUCUGGAUAUUUUGCAAUUACAAGCAUUUACAUAAACUGUGUUAUUUAUGUCCUCAAGGAUGUCUUAAUGGAGCAGUUUGUAACGAGAAUGGUAUAUGUGAUUGUGAAACCUUUCAAGCACAGGGCAGGAGAUGCCAGUUUGUACCUAACACUGGCAAAGAAAGAGAUGGCAUCUGCAAAACCUGGGGUCAAUAUAACUUUGAAACAUUUGAUGGUAUCUAUUUCUACUUCCCUGGAAAUUGUUCUUAUGUUUUUGCCAGGGAUUGCAGCGAUUCUGUGCCACUUUAUACAGUAUGGGUUCACAACAGCCCUCAGUGCGACGGUUCUGUGUAUACGUGUCCACGUUCAAUCAGUAUGUUUUUUUCAAGUCAAGAAGAGAUCACAGUUUCUGGAUAUGAAGUGAGAAAAGGAGGGGAACGAUUAUUACUGCCGCAGACGAUUGAGAAUGUUUUUAUUGAGAGACUAGCUGACUACAUUUUGGUGAAAACGACCUUUGGAUUCUCUCUUGCUUGGGAUGGCAGUUCUGGGAUGUAUAUCAAAUUGACAGAAGACCAUAAAGGCAAAACAUGUGGCUUGUGUGGAAAUUUUAAUGCCAAUUGGACAGAUGACCUGAUAAUACAGCACAGUAAGUUUUCAACUGAAGAUAUUUCUGUGUUUGCAAACAGCUGGUAUAUACAGACUCCAGAAGAACCCAUAUGUGUAUUCACUGAAUCAGACUAUCCAAACCCUUGCUCAAGUGUGGAAACCUUGGAGGCAAUGUUUCUCAAGUGUCAAGUCUUGUUACAGUUCCCUUUCAUGAGUUGUCAUGAGACCAUUGAUCCCUAUUCUUACAUCGCUAGCUGCAUAAACGACCUCUGCAAGCAAGAUGAUGAUGAAACAUAUUGCCGCACAGUGAUGGAAUACGCUAGAUCAUGUUCACAUUCUGGUUAUCCUAUACGCGACUGGAGAGAUGACUUUCCUGCUUGUACUGAAAAGUGUGAAGAUAACUUUGUACAUCGGGAUUGUAUUAGCUGUUGUCCACCAACUUGUACAUAUGAGAAAGAAUGCCUAGGGAGCAAUCUACAUUGUUUAGAUGGCUGUUAUUGUCCAGAUGGUCUUAUCAUGGAUAAUGGCACGUGCGUUUCUGUGACUAGUUGCCCUUGUAUCUAUCAUGGGACAGCUUACCCAGCAGGCUCUAAAAUUGAACAAGAAUGCAGCAUGUGUGUAUGUACUGGGGGUGUUUGGAACUGUACAGAACAUGAAUGUCCAGCGGAAUGCUCAGUGGUUGGUGACUCUCAUUUUACAACAUUUGAUGGGCGCUACUUUACUUUCCUGGGCCUGUGCCAGUAUAUUCUUGUAAAAGGGACUGGAAAAGAUAAGUUCACUAUAACUGUACAGAAAGCUUCUUGUGAACAGAGCAAUGAACAUGCAUGUAUCCAAUCAAUUACAUUUGUGCUGGAUGAUGAUAUUAAUAAACAAGUGACUAUAUUCAGAGGGGGAGAAGUUCAGUUUGGCUCUAACCAAGGUUUUAUUCUUAAUGGUGAUAUUGAAGUAAGGAAUUUAUCAUCUAUGUUUUUGCAACUGAAGACUAAAUUUGGAAUAAGAAUUCAGUUUGCAAAAGGAGGAGAUAGACUCUACAUUCAAGCAAGCAGCUCCUGGAAGAGGAGGACCCUAGGGCUUUGUGGAACAUUUAAUGGCAAUCUAAGGGAUGACUUCCUUUCCCCUGCAGGUAUGAUUGAAGGGACACCCCAGCUUCAUGCCAAUGCUUGGAAGAUUUCAUCUGCGUGCUUAACUCCAGUAAACGUUCCGGUAGUGGAUCCAUGUGACAUAAAUCUUCAAAAUGUUGGAUACGCAAAGCAUUGUGAAGUGAUUAAUCAAGAGGUAUUUGCACCAUGUCACUCAUAUGUGAGCCCUGGAUUAUAUUAUCAGCUGUGUCGUUUUGAUGCAUGUAAAUGUGGAAGCAACUGCCUUUGCAACGCUCUUGCUCACUAUGCGUACGUCUGCAGCAAGCAUGGUAUCGCCAUACAUUUCAGGCAACACGUAUCAUUUUGUGGUGUAAUUUGUCGGUAUGGCAUGUUAUACUAUCAAUGUUCAUCCUAUUGUGGUCGUACCUGCUCAUCUGUUUCUUCUGGAGAAGUCUGUGAUAAUGAAUGUGUUGAAGGAUGCAACUGCCCUGAAGGGAAAUAUUUUGAAGAGUCCAUUAACUUUUGUGUGUCACUAUCAAGUUGCAGAUGUUAUUACAAGGGAAAAAUUUACCACCCGGGUGAAAUAAUAUUAAGACAAUCGGGUUCUUGCCAGUGUUUGAAUGGAACAAUGAAAUGUGCAGAAGCAGCUACAAUGGUGACUGGCCACACAUGCCCAGAAGGAAAAAUAUACUUUGAUUGUAGGAACCCUGUACCUGGAUUACCAUCAGCUGGAGUUAACUGUGAAGUCACCUGUGCCAACUUGGCUAUGAACUUUACAUGUGUUCCAGCACCACCAUGUGUGAGCGGUUGCAUUUGUCCACCUGGCAUGGCAGAGCACAAAGGAAAAUGUUAUGUUCCUGAUAGUUGUCCAUGUACAUGGAAAGACUGGGAGUAUCUGUCAGGAGAAGUAAUCUCUACACCAUGUUACACUUGCAUUUGCAGAAGAGGUGUAUUUAACUGUACCAGUUACCCCUGCCCAUCUGUGUGCACAGUUUAUGGUGAUCGACACUACUACACUUUUGAUGGUCUGGAAUAUGACUAUGUCAGUGACUGCCAAGUAUAUUUAGUUAAGAGCGCAGAUAAUUCAAAUGUAUCCAUUGUCUCCCAGAACAAGAAAUGCUUUGAUAAUGACAUCAUUUGUUCCAAGAACCUAAUCAUUUCUUUGGGUGACACUGAAAUUUAUUUCACUGAAACAUCUGGCAAACAGAAGCUCUUAAGAAUGCAGACAGGCACUUAUAGAUACCAGCAUUGGAAGGCUGGCUUUUAUACAGUGGUGCAUUUUCCAGAACUUGAAAUUACAAUUCUUUGGGAUAAGAAAACAACAAUACACGUUAAAGUGGGUCCUCGAUGGAAGGGAAAGCUUUCUGGUCUAUGUGGAAAUUUUGACAAGUACACAUCAAAUGAUCUAACUACAUCAAACAACAUGGAAGUGAGAAACGCUCAAGUGUUUGGAGAUAGUUGGACAGUGGGACAGUGUAAAAGUUCAAAUGAAACAAUGAGACCCUGUGAAGUACAUCAGAGUAAAUUUCCAUAUGCAAAAAAGGAGUGUUCAAUUCUCUAUAGUGAUGUAUUUGCUGCUUGUCGCAAUGUGAUAGAUGUGACAUCAUUUGUUAAAAAUUGUCACACAGACACUUGCAACUGUAACCUUGGUGGGGACUGUGAGUGUCUAUGUACCAGCAUAGCAGCUUACGCCCAUAAAUGCUGCCAACAAGGUGUUGUGGUUCAUUGGAGAUCUCCCACAAUUUGCCCCUUUGACUGUGAAUACUAUAAUCAAGGGCUUGGAGAAGGUCCCUUUAUCCUCUCCAGUUGUGGUAAUAGUGAAAUUGUUUUAGGGGGUAAUGUUUCCAGCAAAUAUAUAUUCCCAUUGCCAAGAGCAAGUGCACAUGGAAAUGUGUUGUUUAACUUCAUGAUAACACCUGGACUUUUCAAAGAUAAAGACUUAUCUCUGUCGCUUGUCUCUUUGGAGUCAGCUGAAAGACCAAACUAUUUUCUAUCUGUGCAUGAAAAUGGCACAGUUAAUUUACAACAGUGGGAGAGGAAUUCAUUCUUUCGAAGAAGAGCAACAUUUUUCCACCACCAAGGCCUUUGGAUUCCAGGUUACAGUGCAUUUGAAUUACACAGCAAGAAAGGGUUCUUUAUCGUACUCACUGCUACCGAGGUUAAAGUUUCAAAAUAUGACAGUUCUGAAGAAUUUAAACUUUCAAGCAGUUUUAAAAUUGAAGAAAUUGUUGCAGCAGUACCCUAUAGAAGAAUGUGUGAGUGGAGAUAUGAGUCAUGUGCCAAUCCUUGCGUGAAAACAUGUAGUGAUCCUGAAACCCUAGCCUGCUCAUUUCUUCCACCGGUGGAAGGAUGCAUUCCAUACUGCCCAAGUCAUAUGAUUCUUGAUGAAGUUACACUUAAAUGUGUAUAUCCAGAAGAUUGUGUCCGAGUUAAACCCACAGAUUUCUUUGUUGUAACAAAACCAAUAAAGAUAAGUACAAAAAUGCCAUCCUCCUAUCCGAAGGUUACCACAUCAAUAUAUCCAACAAAUAUGAGUGCAUCCAUUUCAUCUGAAACAGUUCCCACUGAUGUGCCAACACCGUUUACAUUUGUGGCAUUAACUGGAACCUCAAAUACCACAAGAGAAACUUACCCAGGAUUCUCAGUUGCAAGUACUCUGAGAGCUACAUCUGAUUUAAGUGCAAAAUUGCCUUUGGAACUUCCCACAAUUGAGUAUUCUAGAUCAUUUCAAAGUACUUCACCUCCAUUGUUAGACAUAAAGAAAACAACUGUUAGAGUAAGUCCUGGAAUCACAACAACAUGGUUACCAACUACAGCAAUAUUCACAGAGCCAUCUUUAGUUUCACAACCAAUAUCACAUCAUACAGCAAUUAACUUUACAAUGUUUACAACUGACCAUCCAGGACCACCUGUAGAUACAACUAAAACUCCAACAAGAAUGUUAGGUCCAUCUUCACUGGGCCAUUUUCAAUUAACCACACAAUCAAUAACAAUUUCUCCGCCUUCAGCAAUUACUGAAAGGACAACCUUAGCUGGAGUUGCAGAUGUUACUGAAUUUACAUCCUUAUCAAGUCCAACAAUGAGUUCUGAAACAUCUGCUCUUCCUACAUCAUCAAAAUCCAUUUCAUCUAUUACUACAAGCUCUGAUGAACCAUUGCAAAUAACUCAUGAUGUCACUCCACAAAUAAUAAGCUCACUGAACCAAACAACAAUGCCACUUUCAAGAAUAAUAAGCACAGUUUCUGGUAGCACACAAGGUACACAAACAUCUCCAUCUGUAUCCAUAUCACAAUUGAUUACUGAGAGGUCAACAGUAAUGGACACAUCAUCAAGUCAUUUAACUUCUUCAUCAUCUACCCUGGAUGUACAUCAAACUUCCAGAUCUGUAACACAAGCUAAGACUUCACAAAUAUUUUCUUCUAAAGGACCCUCUGCAACCACAUUAUCUGACCUUAGUCUCUUUACAUUACCAAGUACAAAGAGUCUUUUGGAAUCUUCAAAAAGGCCAACAAGUUUAGAUGUGUCCUCAAGUGCGUUACAAUCCCUAGUAUCAUCCACAACAUCCAUACCAUCUGACAUUUCUGCAAAUGCUUCACAAACCAAGGACUUUAUAAAGACUUCUACAACAAAUAUGACUUUUUUAUUUGUUUCAAGUGUAACACUGAUUCAAACACCACCUGUGACUUUGAGUACUAAAAAAUUUCCAAAGAGCACAGAAGCAUCUUUAAACACAUUUUCUCAGCCAAGCACUAAAAUAGUUUCAGGCACACAAAUUCCCACAACAGACUUACUCACUCAAAAAUCCACAGAAUAUAUUGUACCAACUUAUCAUCCAUCAGAUAUGGCAACUUCAAUGGCAAAGACAGCCGAUCACACAGUAUUUCCAUAUGUGUCAUUAACAAAUGAGAGCUCAGUUACCACUUCUUUCCCGGUUUUAGAACUUAAGACGUCAAAACAUAAUUUAACCAUGUCUUCCCUUGUUGAAUCUGAAAAUGGAACCACAAACAUGACUGACUCUUACUCUAUUAAAAACUACACUGACAGAGCUGUAAUAAUUACAACAAAAUCAGUUACCGGUGAAACAUCUGCCACCCUUUCUACAAUGACCAGUGUUGACUUUACAACAUCAGGAGAAAGCAUUUUUUAUGAAACUAAACAAGUUACUUAUAUCAAUGCUAGUCAAACCUCAAUGACAGCUAAAGAUGUAACACUGCUGCCUGCAGAAGCAACACUUUCUUUUACCGAUAAGAGCUUAGAAACCACAAGUAAAGAAGUUUAUUCUUCUAAAGUAACAAACAGGACAGUAUUAGAUGUCUCCAAAACUCCAACUGAAAAAGCCCUGGAGCCAGUAUACAAUUAUACAGAACCCACAAAAGUAGUGACAAUAUUAGAAAACAAUACUUAUGGCACAUUUUCUUCUGGUCCAUCUUAUGAAGGACAGACAUCUGAAACAGCUGCUGACACAAUGGGGAAUGCUACAGCGUCAUCUGAUUAUUUUUCCUUUAGUACAAUGGUGCACACAUGGAUGUUAAGCAGCCCAUCAGAAUGUAUGCCAAGGUAUAUAGAACCCCUUGAUCCUUGCAGCCAAUAUGUGUGCAUAAACAUGGGUUGGAUGUUGUACAAUGUUUCAAGUAACUGUCACAAAAAUGUGGAAAAGCCGGACUGUGGGUUUCGUGGGAUGCCUGUUCAAGUAAAUAGCGACAGCUGUUGCCCAGAAUGGGAGUGUCCGUGUCAGUGUUCUGUGUUAUCAGAACUAAGUAUCAUCACAUUUGAUGGAAAUAACAUUGCACUAUACAAUGCAGCACCAUAUAUUUUAGUCAGGCUUCCAAAAGAAACUAUUGUAGCCCAUAUUGAAAAAUGCCCUCCAAGUCUGAGUGUCAACUCAAUAAGAAAGCUAGUUGGUGCUGGGGGCACAUCUGGACUGUGUUUUAAGAAGUUAAAUGUAACAACAGCAAAUUUUCAAGUAAUCAUAAACCGUUUAGAAAGGAAGGUAGAAGUCAAUUUAGUAUUGCAGCCUUUGCCAUUCUCCAAACAAGGAUUGUGCAUUCAGGAUACUGGUGCAAUGUAUGUAAUUAAUACACCAGCAGGGAUAAGUAUUAAAUGGACCCAUAUGACAGGCAUUAUUGAUAUACAAUAUGGAUUACAUUCCAACUUGUCUACAAAGACAGAGGGGCUAUGUGGUAUUUGCAAUGGAGAUCCAAGUGAUGACCUGAAAAUGCAAAACAGAACAAUUAUAACCAACAAAGAAGACAUUGAAGCUUUUAUUAAAAGUUGGGAGAUUGAGAAAUCAAUUGAUGUGACCACCAGGCGGCCUGUGAGAAACUGUACUGAGGAUAACUGCACUUAUUGCAUGGAGCUGCUGAACAGAAAAGUGUUUGCGCCUUGUCAUAGGAAGGUUUCACCUCAAGACUUUUGUGAGAAGAUGUGGAUAAACAACACGUAUUUCUUAAAUUAUGAAUGUGAUGCCUUAUCUGCUUAUGUUGCUCUGUGCAACAAGCACAAUAUCUGCAUUAGAUGGAGAACCCGAGAUUAUUGUUCUUUGACUUGUCCAGAAGGGAAGGAAUACCAGCCUUGUGUGCACCCCUGUGCUGCCAAGACGUGCAUUAAUAGAUGGUACUAUGAAGAGUCCCCAUGCUCUUAUCUAAGGGAGGAUUGUGUAUGCAAGAAAGGAACCAUUCUACACAGGACUGAUUCUGAGCUUUGUAUUCCUGAGGAAAAAUGUGCAUGUACUGACAGCGAAGGUCAUCCACAUUCAUCAGGAGAAGUCUGGAAUGCAUCAGUUAAUAGAUGCUGUAUGUCUAAGUGUGUAGAGAAUGGGACUAUAAUUGCUAUAGAACCUGACUGCAGUGAAGACCCAAUACCAACUUGCAAACGUGUGGGGGAGGUUCUCAUAAGUGUAACUGAAGAAGAUGUAUGUUGUCCAAAGAAAGUGUGUGAAUGCAACAUGUCCUUAUGUGAAAAUAAAUUAACAUGUAAAGAUGGUGAGAAACUUGUUGCAGACUACCGACCUGAGUCCUGCUGCCCACUGUAUCAUUGUGAAUGUGAUCUUUUAGUUUGUCCAAAUGCUUCACGCCCACAAUGCAAAGAAGACCAGAUACUAGUUGAAGCAAGACUGGAUGAUCCUUGCUGCUUCUCUUAUAUCUGUGUUUGUGAAUCCUGUACAGAACCUGUUCCAGUGUGCAAAGAUGGGGAAAUCCUGACCGUUGAUUUAAACACCACGCACCUCUGUUGCCCCCAUUAUAUCUGUGUAUGUGAUGAAAAUCUCUGCCCUGCACCACAGUUAGUUUGCUUGACUGACACUAAACUUAUAAGGAGGAAUCUUUCAGGAAUGUGCUGUCCCAUUUGGCAAUGUGAAUGCAACUGUGAAAGUGUUAUACCCCCAGAGUGCCAAUUGGGAGAAAUACAAAGGAUUGAUACUGACCAUCAAAGUCCAUGUGGAUGUUCCCAUUAUGUUUGUGAAAAGGAAGACGUCUGCAUAUUUCAGGGAGUCACAUUACUUCAGCCUGGUCAGUCGCUGAUUCAGUAUUUGGAUGGAGAGCUUUGCUACACUGUACAGUGUUUAUCUGAAAUAGAUCUCCAAACAGGAUUCCAUGCCAUGGAAAUGCUAACUGUGAACUGCUCAAAGAAGUGUGAAGUUAACCAGGUGUAUAUUCCAUCUUCAAACCAUCAGAUGUGUUGUGGUACCUGCAAAAACGUGUCAUGUACUUUUUAUAAUGAAAAUGGAACAAUAAAUGUGCAUGAGGUGGGAAGUACAUGGAUUUCAAACUGUACCAAAUAUGAAUGCACAAAAACAGCAGUAGGUGCUAUGAUACUGGGAGCUAGUGUUGUUUGCCCCCCUUUUAAUGAGAGUGCAUGUCUGAAGAAUGGUGGAACUAUACAGACCUAUAAUGAUGGCUGCUGCAAGAUAUGUGCAAAGGAAGAAAAGAUUUGUCAGAAAGUGGCAGUCAGAACCACAAUACGGAAAAGUGACUGUUUUAGCCAAACUCCGAUAACAGUGGCUUCAUGUGAUGGGAAAUGUCCUUCUGCAACAAUCUUUAAUGUCAACCUUGAUAGCCAUAUAAGAUUCUGUAAAUGUUGUCGAGAGAAUGGAGUACAAAAUCUUACUGUGCCACUUUACUGCUCAGGAAAUGGUACUGAAGUUAUGUAUGUCAUCCAGGAGCCUGCUGACUGUUCAUGUCAAUGGAAUUAAAUAGAUGUUUGGAAAUUUGAGAACAAUUAAACAGACAACGGGUUUACCAGUAAAAAACAAAAUCACAACAUUUAAUUAAGUAUCUA